Aspergillus melleus is the source of this 1347-nucleotide messenger RNA. RefSeq names its product flavin monoamine oxidase family protein. The record is from RefSeq and is a predicted model, not a curated record. Lineage: Eukaryota; Fungi; Ascomycota; Eurotiomycetes; Eurotiales; Aspergillaceae. The coding region runs from base 1 to 1347 and encodes 448 amino acids. Gene Ontology annotation, molecular function: oxidoreductase activity. The transcript has a single exon.
AUGACCCUGGAUAAUCGUGCGCAAGUAAUUAUUAUCGGUGCCGGCCUGUCGGGUCUCACAGCUGCCGCAGAACUGAAUCGUCAAGGGAUUGAUGUCAAUGUACUCGAAGCAUCAUCCGAUAUAGGCGGUAGGGUCAAUUCGGCCACCACCAAACUCGGGUCCCAUCUGGACCUUGGAGGGCAAUGGAUUGGGCACGGACAUGAUCGCAUCACUGCUCUGGUAGAAAAGGCAAGAGGUACGACAUAUCAGACGUUCUCAUGCGGUUUACCGAUGCUUGUUCGGGAAGGUCGCACCGUGUCUCUGUUUUCUUCAUCGGCGCUUCUUGCGACUAUCUAUCUCGUUAUUCUCGAGCUAGCGAGCCGGAUCUAUGUUCCGCAGGGCUGGAUCGAACUCUCAGUGGACAAAGCUAUUGCAACAUUCGUCCCUUUGGAGAUUGCUCGACAGCUCCUUCGUCUCCUCGUCACAGUUUCUUCUACCGCGGAAUUGAGCAUGUUCUCGACUUACAGCUUUGCGAAAUCAAUUGCUCUAUCUGGAGGGUUAUCGACAAUGUUACGGACGCAAGGCGGAGCUCAAGACAGUUUGGUGGUGGAGUCUAUGGGCAUCACUACUUCUAUGUUAGCCAACGAGCUCCCCCGGAAAGUUCUAACCGACAUGCCGGUCACCAGCGUGUCGCAAAAUGAUAGCGAUGGAGUGACUGUACGUACAGCGUCAGGCGAACAGUUCCACGCCAGAAAAGCCAUCAUUACAAUUCCACCGCCAAUGCUGAGAGGCAUCACGUUUGAUCCGCCACUGCCCCCCGAACGCAUAGCGCUUCAAGAAAAUACCCGCAUGGGCGUCGUCUACAAAGCCAUUGCUGUUUUCGAGGAGCCCUUCUGGCGCGAGGGAUUAGGCGGAGAAUUUCUCGUGCUUGACGACCCUGCAUGCGGCGUCUUCGAUUCUUCGUCGCCUGGAGGCCCGGGUCACUUGUGCUUCCUAGUCGCCGGCACCCCUGCACGCCAGCUCGACACGCUUGACUCAAAUGUGCGGCGCGAAAUGCUGUUGUCUCGACUUGCUCCACAUCUCGGGCGUCGAGUUCUCCAGCCCGUGGAAUGGCACGAAAAAGCAUGGCAUCUAGACGAGUUUUGCGGUGGUGGGUAUCUAGCAUAUGGCAUUGUUGGUACGAGUGAUGGGCUUCUACCGAUGCCCCAUGACCCGAUCAAUGAUUUGCACUGGGCAGGAACGGAGACGGCGCAGGAGCAUCCCGGAUAUCUUGAAGGAGCCGUGCAGUCGGGCGAGCGUGCCGCCCAUGAGGUCGCUUGUGCUCUUCGUAGAGCGCACGCUGACAGUAAUGAAAUAUUUGCCAGUUGA